UUUGGCCGGCGGCCGUUGGGUCAGUGCCUCAGUGGCCAGCUGACCACCGGGUCCCACCAAGUCGGCACUCCCAGCUGACCCAAAUGCCACAGGCCCGUGCGCCGCCGCCUCGCACCUGAGCAUGGCGGCCGCGCGGCAAGCGGCGGGCGCGUCCGGCAGCCUCCACCAGCACCCGGUGCAGCAUGCGCACCUCGCGGCGCUCCUCAACCCGACCCCGCGCACGCCGCCCCUCCCGCCCCCGCUCCGCCGGCGCCACCUCCCGCUCUCGCCCCAGGCCGCCUCCCGCCUCGCGGCCUCCUUCCCGCCGCUGCCGCUCCUCCUCGCGCUGCUCUCCGCGCUCCGCCUCCUCCCUUCCCCGCCGCCGCCGCGGCCCUUCGACGCGCUCAUCAGGGCCUACGCCUCCCUCCCCUCCCCGUCCCUCGCCGCCGCGGCGCUCGCGUUCGCCAGGUCGGCGGGCUACGCGCCCUCCCUCCCCGCCUACAACGCCGUGCUCCUCGCGCUCUCCGACGCCUCGCUCGCCUCCGCGCGGCGCUUCCUCGAGGGCUCCAUGCUCCGCGCCGGCGUGGCCCCCAACGUGUACACCUACAACAUCCUCGUCCGCGCGCUCUGCGCCCGCGGCCGCCGCGAGGAGGCGCUCGCGGCCGUCGUGGACGGCGACAUGCGCGCCGCGGGGUGCGCGCCCAACGCCGUCACCUACAACACGCUCGUCGCCGCGUUCUGCAGGGCCGGGGACGUGGGCGGCGCGGAGAGGCUCGUCGCCGCGAUGCGGGAGGCCGGGGUGAGGCCGAGCCUGGUGACCUUCAACACGGUGGUGAACGGGAUGUGCAAGGCGGGGAGGAUGGAGGACGCGCGCAAGGUGUUCGACGGAAUGGCGAGGGAGGGGUUGGCCCCCGAUGGGGUCAGUUAUAACACCUUGGUGAGUGGGUACUGCAAGGCAGGCUGCCUGCAUGAGGCGCUGACGGUGUUCUCAGAGAUGUCUCAGAAAGGGGUUGCACCAGAUGUUGUGACGUUUACGUCGCUUAUCCAUGCGAUGUGCAGGGCUGGGAACUUGGAGCGGGCAGUGGCCCUGGUGGGGCAGAUGAAGGAGAGGGGCCUCCGGAUGAAUGAGAUCGCUUUCACAGCACUGAUAGACGGGUUCUGCAAGAACGGGUUCUUGGAUGACGCAUUGCUCGCACUGAAGGAGAUGAGGGAAUGCAGGAUCAAGCCUUCAGUAGUGUGCUACAAUGCGCUUAUCAAUGGUUACUGCAAGUUAGGAAGAAUGGACGAAGCGAGGGAGUUGGUCGAUGAAAUGGAGGCUAAAGGAGUGAAGCCUGACGUCGUGACAUAUAGUACAAUUCUCAGUGGGUACUGUAAGAUUGGUGAUACAGAUUCUGCAUUUGAAUUGAACCGGAAAAUGCUGAAAAAAGGCGUGAUUCCAGAUGCAAUCACCUACUCAUCGCUCAUAAGGGGUCUUUGCGAGGAGAAAAGACUCAGUGAUGCAUGUGAACUCUUUGAGAAGAUGCUUCAACUUGGCCUACAGCCUGAUGAAUUUACUUAUACAAUACUGAUUGAUGGCCAUUGCAAGGAGUGGGAUGUUGAGAAAGCUCUUUCUCUGCACGAUGAGAUGAUAAAGAAAGGAGUUCUCCCUGAUGUUGUGACAUACAGUGUGCUUAUAGAUGGGCUUAGCAAGUCAGCACGUACAAAGGAAGCACAACGGUUACUCUUCAAGCUGUACUACGAAGACCCUGUUCCAGACAAUAUUAAAUAUGAGGCUCUGAUGCGUUGUUGCAGGAAAGCUGAGUUCAAGAGUGUGGUGGCUCUUCUUAAGGGAUUUUCCAUGAAAGGCUUGAUGAAUGAAGCCGACAAAGUUUACCAGUCAAUGUUGGACAGAGGUUGGAAGCUGGAUGGUUCAGUGUAUGCUGUACUCAUUCAUGGGCAUUGUCGGGGAGGAAAUGUUCUGAAGGCUCUCAACUUCCAUAAGAAAAUGCUGCAGUGUGGUUUUCCUCCUAAUUCAACAAGCACUAUUUCAUUGGUUAGGGGCCUAUUUGAAGAGGGGAUGACUGUUGAAGCAGAUACCGUGAUUCAGGAGUUGCUGAAUUGCUGUUCGCUAGCAGAUGCAGAAACAUCGAAGGCCCUUAUUGAUCUCAAUCGGAACGAAGGUAACGUGGACGCUGUGGUUGAUGUCCUCCGUGGCAUGACAAGGGAUGGGCUACUUCCAAGCUCAGGGUGAAUUGUGAUUGAAGAACAUAAGUGCUCAAGGGAGCUGCUUAUGUUCCACCAACACCAAGGCACUUGAGAGAAAACACGAACUGUGGAACAGGGAUAAUGAAAACUGGCAAUCAUGAGUCAUACAACACUGUCAAAUGGGGCGUUGAAGGUUUCUAAUACCAUUUUGUGUAAUCUCUACCGCUACCAAUGAAAAAGCUUUGCACAUGAUGUGCUCGCUGCUCAUGGGAAUGAGGAGCACGAAGAAAAAGGGAUAGUAACUGCUGGUUCAAGUAUGCAUGCAGUUUGAACCUAUCAGUUAGGGAUGCAAGCGGGAGCCUGCAUAAGCCCACAUGUAAGGCCUUGUUUGGUACUAGUGUAUUUUAGGGAAUUGGUGGGGAUUAUCCCAGUCAAACCCCUAAAUCCCCACAUAUCCCAAAACACCGUUUGGUUCUAGUGUAUUUGACAUGUUUCAUCCCCACAUUUCCCCACAAAUCCCCAAACUGUAGUGCAUUUUUCUCAAUACCCAAUACACUACCCCUACCUAGUGGAUUGGGGAUAAAUGGGGAUUUGAAGGGAUUGGGUGAAGGUUGGGGUUUCACCCAAUCCCUGUGGGGAUUAUCAGCAACAAUCCCCUCAAAAACCCUAGUACCAAACAAGGCCUAAGUGUAGUAAAAGUCAACCUAGUGUAUUUUUUUAGAUUAACAUAGAAUUGACUUUUGAUAUACUUGUAUGUGGGCUUCACGGCUUGCUUACAUCUUUACCUAUCAGGUAUGUAUGUAUGUGUUUGAAUACCAUUUAUUUCAGAAUUA
Messenger RNA from Triticum aestivum (bread wheat), 2996 nucleotides. Its product is annotated as pentatricopeptide repeat-containing protein At5g39710. The record is from RefSeq and is a predicted model, not a curated record. Gene Ontology annotation, molecular function: protein binding. Lineage: Eukaryota; Viridiplantae; Streptophyta; Magnoliopsida; Poales; Poaceae. Bases 122 to 2209 code for a protein of 695 amino acids. The transcript is spliced from 2 exons.